Dichomitus squalens LYAD-421 SS1 is the source of this 1092-nucleotide messenger RNA. RefSeq lists its product as uncharacterized. Gene Ontology annotation, biological process: methylation. Lineage: Eukaryota; Fungi; Basidiomycota; Agaricomycetes; Polyporales; Polyporaceae. The transcript is spliced from 3 exons. Bases 1 to 1092 code for a protein of 363 amino acids. The record is from RefSeq and is a predicted model, not a curated record. Gene Ontology annotation, molecular function: methyltransferase activity.
AUGCUCAGAACCCUUGAGUACGAGUACACUCCCCACACAGUCGACAAUCGCCCGACCGCGGCUGCUGCGCUUCUGGAGAGGCGGCAUGUCCAGGUGCUUGCAGACUUGAAUGAGUUAAAGCGAAAGGGCUGGAGCGAGGAAAGCCUCCACGGUCACUUCAGCCGACAGCGCAAUAUAGCGGACAGGCCUAACCAUCAAACCGAGAAAUUCUGGUUUGGAAUGAUGAAGAAAGGUAUGGAAGAGUUGGACGCCGCCACCGGCAUUCUAUCUUCCAAUCACCGUGGUCAAUUACACUUCCUCGAUGUCUGUUGUGCCCCUGGCGGAUUCAGCUCCUAUGUACUGGGACGGAAGCCCUUCGCCCGCGGAGUUGGGAUUUCACUGCCGGUCUCCUCCGGGGGUCAUGGAUUCAAGCUCGAACCCUAUUUCCGUGCCCACUACGACCUCAUCGAAAAAGAUAUAUUGGAGUAUGACCAUGCCCUCCACGAUCAAUCCGACUCUCCGGCAAGAUUCCCUGAGACGAUGUCCCAACGAUUCGACCUUGUCAUUGUUGACGGACAUGCCUUGCGGACCUAUCUAGCUCCAUUUCCUUAUGAACCUUCCGCGGACGACCUUGAAAGCGCACAUCAUUCAUACCGUGGCCGCCUCAUUAUCUCUCAGCUCAUCAUUGCCCUCGAAGCAGUUCGCCCUGGAGGGACCAUCGUCAUGCGUCUGUCCCAUAUUGAGUCCUUCCCCGCCACGCCCAUUCUGUAUCUCCUCGACAUGCUGUCGGACACCCUUGUCGUGCAUAAGCCUCGUUCCAUGCACGCCUACCGCGCAACUUUCUACGUGGUAGCCAAGGGUGUCGCGCCUGCCCGAGUUGCGGGGCAGCAAGCUCAUUACUUGGCGGGGUUGAGGCGUCUCUGGGCCGAGCUUAGCUGUGGUGGCUCGAGCGGACGCGGGAGGCAAAUGGUUAAUGGAGACCUGGAUUUUAUCGUCACCACCAGCCAGAUCCUGGACAGUUACGUGGAUAGGCUGGUAGAACUUGGUCGUGAGGUGUGGCAGACACAGCUGGACGCGUUACGCACAUUCUUGGAGAGAAAGGGUAUUCGGUGA